AAGCCAAAACAUGUAUGAAGUCCUAAAAAUACAAUUGAAUUAAAUGAAAUGUGAGAGUUGUGAGUGAGGUUCUUUAAACCUGAAAGCAGUGAGAGGAUUUUCUCGAGAAAAUUUUAAGAAGAAACUCUAACUUUCUAGUUGAAGAAGAAGCUUUUAUUGGGCUGGCUUUGAUUCGGAUCUCCAGCCCACAAAAUUCAGCAUGAGUUGUUCCCCGCCAGAAAUGGAAGCCUUUCACUUGGUUAAAUUUUUGUAGCUGAAGAGGACGAGCUCCAAAUGUCACCUCAUCUUCUCUCUCAGCAAAAUCACACCAUCAAUCAUCUUUAACUGCGGAAAUGCUUCCAGCUUUCAGAUAUCGUCGGCCGCCCCGUUGCAGCGCAUACUUGUGCGCCAUUAUCAUCGUACUCCUGCUCCUCCUCUCAGUCUCUUUCCUCCACACGCGCCUUUCUCAACCGCAACACCUUCUCGACCGUCCCAAGCCUCUGCGAAACGAUGAAGUCGCCAGUUCCGACAGCCCUAGUUCCUCCACCGAGGACAAGAUCGACGAACUUGACAACGUCGAUGAAGGACAAGAAAACGAGGUCGUAGAUGCCGAAAUUCAAGGUCAAGUUCACGACCAGGACCAGCGUAAGAUUUCUUCGUCUGGCUAUUACUUCGAUCACGUGACUGGUUCAAUCAAGCGUGCGUUUAAUAAAAUAUCAAUUAAUGAGUGGGAUUUUGAUCACGUAAGUUUUAAUAGUUUUAUUGACUUUAGUGUAGAGUCGAGUUUAGAGGAUAGUUUUAAGGUUGUGUUUGGGUCUGAUGAUGUACCGGUGAAUGAUGAGGUGAGGAGGAAGUUGAUUGAAGUGACUGGAAUUGAAGAUGCCUUAAUGUUGAAGGUAGGGAGGAGGGUUUCACCUUUGAGAGAGAAAUGGGGGGAGUGGUUUGAUAUGAAGAUUGAAUUUUUAAGGAGGGAUAAAAUGUUUAAGUCACAUAUGGAGUUUUUGAAUGCCAUGAAUAAUCCAUUGUUGCAGGAUCCGGAUGGGGUUGGUGGUGUUAGUGGAUUACUUAGAGGUGAUAAAGUUAUAAUGAAGGCGAUUUUAUAUGAAUUUAAGCGCGUACCAUUUAUGGGGAAGAGGCUCAUUGGGCAAGGUAGGAAGAGUGAGAUUACGAGGGCGAAACGAAGGACUUUGGAGGAUAAUGCAAGUUAUCAAACUCAGAGCAGGGGAGUGGAUGGUGAUGGAAAGGAGAAUUUAAGCUUUAUUGCAAAUGUGAAUUUAGUGAAUGCGAGUAAUGGCAAUAAGGUAAAUGAGUCUUAUGAGGAAUUGAAAACUGAGAGUAAUAAGAAUGAUAAGAUAGGGAGCAGUUCUGAAGGUUAUAAGAGGAAGGAUGAGGUCUCAAGUCAUGCAUAUGCUGAUGGAAUGAGAUGGGGUUGCUAUCCUGGUUUGCAUCCUAAGCUGUCCUUUUCAGGCUUUAUGGAUGCAUUCUUUAGGAAUGGGAAGUGUGAUAUGAGGGUUUUUAUGGUGUGGAACUCACCUCCUUUAAUGUAUGGUGUCAGGCACCAAAGAGGGCUUGAGAGUUUGCUUUUCCAUCAUCGAGAUGCAUGUGUUGUGGUGUUUUCUGAGACAAUUGAGCUUGACUUUUUCAAAGACAGCUUUGUGAGGGACAGUUACAAAGUUGCUGUAGUCAUGCCAAAUCUUGAUGAGUUACUUAAGGAUACACCUGCCCAUAUAUUUGCUUCUGUCUGGUUUGAAUGGAGAAAGACAAAGUUUUACAGUACUCACUAUAGUGAGCUUGUUCGACUUGCUGCUCUUUACAAAUAUGGUGGUAUCUACAUUGAUUCUGAUAUUAUAGUUCUGAACAAAUUGUCUCAACUUAACAACUCUGUUGGUCUGGAGGAUCAACUUGCCCAAAGUCCUUUGAAUGGUGCGGUGAUGGCAUUUAGGAAGCACAGUCCCUUCCUAUUGGAGUGCUUGAAUGAGUUUUAUAUGACAUACGAUGAUAACCAUUUAAGGUGGAAUGGAGCUGAUCUUUUGACUAGAGUUGCAAGAAAGUUUUGGGGUAAAGAUAAUAUAUCCUUCAAAAGAUUGGAACUGAAAGUACAACCCUCUUACAUUUUCUUCCCUGUCAAUUCAUGGAAUAUCACAAGAUACUUCACCACUCCGGCAACAGAGAGUGAAAGAGCUGAACAAGAUGAUCUGCUAAAGAAGAUUCUUAGCGAGUCUUUGACAUUUCAUUUUUGGAACAGCUUGACUUCAGCUAUCACUCCUGAGUCAGAGAGCCUUGUAAGCAGGCUCAUUGAUAACUCCCGUAUCCAUUGCUCAGAUGCAAUGUGAGUUUUCUUAAUUUCUCCAAUCUCUUCUGAAAUCUGUCUGAGAUAGGAUGAACAAUGUCAUUUUCAGAGCAUUUCUUCUUGAUAGACUGGGUUUAGCUGCAUUGGAGGUCUCAGUAUCAUCUAUGGAAACAUGAGAAGCAGGUCCAUGCAUUCAGUUGUACAGUUUUAUAGUUAAUAAACGAGAUUGUAUUAAAAAGUAGAUGUGUUGUUUCUUCAUUGAUGUCAGAAGAUUAAUUGUGUGCCAAAUUUGGGCAAACAAUUUUGCUUUUUUCUUGCUGAGAAGGCUUGUGUGAAUAAUUUGGCUUCAGUUUUUCUUGUUAAGCAAUUGUAAUUUAUUUACUCAUGGUGUUUUA
This is a messenger RNA of Mangifera indica (mango), 2664 nucleotides long. RefSeq lists its product as uncharacterized. The coding region runs from base 333 to 2312 and encodes 659 amino acids. Lineage: Eukaryota; Viridiplantae; Streptophyta; Magnoliopsida; Sapindales; Anacardiaceae. The record is from RefSeq and is a predicted model, not a curated record. The transcript has 5 exons.